Mesorhabditis spiculigera is the source of this 387-nucleotide messenger RNA. The record is from the annotation of a GenBank genome assembly. Lineage: Eukaryota; Metazoa; Nematoda; Chromadorea; Rhabditida; Rhabditidae.
AUGUCCAAAUCCGUCCGCCAGGUCAUCCACAGCGACAAGGCCCCCGCCGCCAUCGGGCCCUACAGCCAAGCCAUCCGCGCCGGCAACACGCUCUACCUGUCCGGGUCGCUGGGCAUCAAGCCCGAGUCGGGGGAACUCGAGAAGGGCAUCAAGGACCAGACGCACCAGAGCCUCCGCAACAUUGGCGAGGUGCUGAAAGCGGCCGGCGCCGGAUAUGAGAAUGUGGUGAAGAUGACGGUGCUGCUGGCCGACAUCAACGACUUUGCGACGGUGAACGAGAUCUACAAGGAGUACUUCAAGGGCGACUACCCCGCACGUUCCGCGUAUCAGGUGGCCGUCCUGCCGAAGCAGGCCCUCGUCGAGAUCGAGGCGAUCGCCGUCGUCGAG